Messenger RNA from Halteromyces radiatus, 690 nucleotides. RefSeq lists its product as uncharacterized. Gene Ontology annotation, cellular component: nucleolus. Gene Ontology annotation, biological process: negative regulation of protein kinase activity. The record is from RefSeq and is a predicted model, not a curated record. Lineage: Eukaryota; Fungi; Mucoromycota; Mucoromycetes; Mucorales; Cunninghamellaceae. The transcript has 3 exons. Gene Ontology annotation, molecular function: protein kinase binding; protein kinase inhibitor activity; double-stranded RNA binding. The coding region runs from base 12 to 494 and encodes 160 amino acids.
CUAUACAACCAAUGGCUUCUACUAAAUCCACUGAUACUACUAAACCAGAUGACUCUGCAAAAGAAUGGUUAUCUCCAGCACAGAGACACAACAUGACGGAAACAGAAAAACGACAACGACAACUAGAUAAACUAUUUGAAAAUAUUGAUAAUCCUGUCUUUAUCCCAGAACCCAAGCGUGAAAAGAAAGAGCAUAAAGUAAAGGAUUUUGUACGCAAUGUAUCUGGAUCAAGUGCUGGUGCUGGUAGUGGUGAUUUUCAUGUUUAUCGAGCACUACGACGUCGAGAAUAUGCUCGCUUAGGAAAUAUGGAGGCGGAAGAACGAAAAGAACGCGAGGAUAAAGCCUAUUUUGACGAAAUGGAAAGGAAAAGGUUGGAAAGUGAAGAACGUACAGCAAAGAAACGGGCAAGAAGACAGAAACGAAAACAGGCCAAAAUUGAAAAGGAGGACGAAAAGGACAACAAGAAGCAAAAGACUCAAGAUCAAGCAAAAUGAUGAGCUUCCUAGACAGGUAUAUAAGGAUAGAAGAAUUGUAGAUACAUAUUUUUUUUUUUUUUUGGUAGUUCCCUCUCCUAUUAUAUAUUAUAUAUAAAUAUACACAAUACGCAUAGUAUAAUCUCACAUUCACAACAAACACAUUCACAAAUAUAAUAUUACCCAAAAUAUCCUCUUUAAUAAAUCGAAGUGGUUA